CAACGCUGUGUUUGUCAAGAGCUCGAACGGAACGGGGAGGAAGACGAGAAGGAGAAGCAGAGGGAGCGCCAAAGCUGGAGACGGAGAUCAUGGUGCGGGCAUGGGGGCGGGCGGCGCUGCCUCCGCUCCUCAUCCUCUGCCUCCUCCACCUGCAGUACUCCCCGCUGGUCGUCGCCCAAGAAGGUCAAGAAAAAGACCCUGCAACUCUGUUCGCACGAGCCUCGGAGAUGAUGAACCUGAGGAAAUAUGAUGGGGCGCUUGGCCUGCUAAAUGCUGCGCUGGAAGUUGACCCAAAUCAUUCUGAAGCUUACAGGCAACGUGCAUCUGUGCUUCGUCAUAAGUGCAGAUACAAGGAAGCUGAGAGCGACUAUAACAAAUACCUGGAGCUAAAUCCUGCGACUGCUUCAGUGGAAAAGGAAUUAUCUCAGCUUCUGCAGGCUCAAAAUUCAUUACAGUCUGCUUAUGGUCAGUUUGAUUCCGGAGACUUUUCAAAAGUCCUGGAAUACAUCAACAAAAUUGUGCUCGUCUUUUCUCCAGGUUGCUUAAAGGCAAAGCUUCUCAAGGCUAAAGCGUUGCUAGCACUGAAAGAUUACUCAAGUGUUAUUUCAGAGACUGGAUUUAUCCUAAAGGAAGAUGAAGACAACUUGGAUGCGCUGCUACUACGUGGUCGCGCCUACUAUUACCUUGCUGAUCAUGAUGUGGCCUCUAGGCACUACCAGAAAGGGCUUCGUCUUGAUCCAGAGCAUUCAGAUUUGAAGAAAGCAUAUUUCGGGUUGAAAAAUCUUUUGAAGAAGACUAAGAGUGCUGAAGAUAAUGCUGCCAGGGGUAAGCUACGUGUGUCUGCUGAGGACUACAAGGCAGCUCUAGCAAUGGAUCCUGACCAUACUGCUUAUAAUGUACAUCUUUAUCUUGGGUUAUGUAAAACUCUGGUUAAACUUGGGAGAGGUAAGGAGGCCAUCAGCAGUUGUACUGAAGCACUCAACAUAGACAGCGAUCUUGUUGAUGCACUUACACAGAGAGGUGAAGCUAAACUUCUCUCAGAAGAUUGGGAAGGAGCGGUUCAAGAUCUAAAAGAGGCCGCCCAGAAAUCUCCACAGGAUAUGGGCAUCCGCGAAGCACUUAUGAGAGCUGAAAAGCAGCUUAAGUUGAGCAAAAGAAAAGACUGGUACAAAAUCCUUGGUAUUUCGAAGACAGCAUCAGCUGCAGAGAUAAAACGUGCCUACAAAAAGCUGGCAUUGCAGUGGCAUCCAGAUAAAAACGUUGAUAACCGGGAGGAAGCAGAAAACAUGUUUCGAGAAAUUGCCGCUGCUUAUGAGGUGCUUGGUGAUGAAGACAAACGUGUAAGGUAUGACCGUGGAGAGGAUAUCGACGAGAUGAAUAUGGGAGGCGGCGGCGGCGGUGGCUUCAAUCCUUUUGGGGGAGGCGGCCAGCAGUACACGUUUCAUUUCGACGGUGGGUUCCCCGGCGGCGGCUUCCCUGGAGGUGGAGGCUUUCAGUUCAACUUUUGAUAAGCUGUGUUAGGCACGAUGACAGUCAUAUUGUUUUGCCACAGUGGGGUUGUUAUAGGAACUCUUAGUGGUAGCUGAUAACUAUUGUUAGGAAGGCAGAGACUGUUCUUAUCAUUGUACACAAAAUGUUUUGAGGGCAGCUACAAUUUUUCCCAUACAUCCGCUGAAUGGGAAAAUGGAAAUAAAGUACCACAUAUUUUUUCUU
Molecule: messenger RNA, 1713 nt
Organism: Setaria italica (foxtail millet)
Lineage: Eukaryota; Viridiplantae; Streptophyta; Magnoliopsida; Poales; Poaceae
Product: dnaJ protein P58IPK homolog B
Exons: 9
Coding region: 90-1508 (472 amino acids)
Cellular component (GO): endoplasmic reticulum lumen
Molecular function (GO): protein binding
Source: RefSeq, a predicted model, not a curated record